Molecule: messenger RNA, 1764 nt
Organism: Strongylocentrotus purpuratus (purple sea urchin)
Lineage: Eukaryota; Metazoa; Echinodermata; Echinoidea; Camarodonta; Strongylocentrotidae
Product: proteoglycan 4-like
Exons: 5
Coding region: 1-1764 (587 amino acids)
Source: RefSeq, a predicted model, not a curated record
AUGCCGUACUUCCAGAUACCAAAAUUCUUUUAUACCACAGGCAGUGAAGAAUCUGAACCAAUCUCAAUCAUCUUCAAAGAAUAUAUUAGAACGUUUGAUUCAAAUAGUAAUGACAGUACUACUCCAGCAACAAAACAACAAACUACUCCAACCGACCCAAGUACAUCACAAACGACCCUUGGUAAAACUACUCCAACAAAUAAGGAAACAACAAAGAAGCCUUCCUCUACCAAAUGUCCGACCGCGCCAACUACAUCACAAACGACCAAUGGUGAAACUACUCCAACAAAGAGGGAAACAACACAGAAGCCUACUUCUACCAAAUGUCCAACCACUCCAUCAACACCACAAACGACCAAUGGUAAAACUACUCCAACAAAGAGGGAAACAACACAGAAGCCUACUUCUACCAAAUGUCCAACCACUCCUUCAACAUCACAAACGACCAAUGGUAAAACUACUCCAACAAAGAGGGAAACAACACAGAAGCCUACUUCUACCAAAUGUCCAACCACUCCAUCAACACCACAAACGACCAAUGGUAAAACAACUCCAACACAUAAAGAAACAACACAGAAGCCUUCAUCUACCAAAUGUUCAACCACUCCGAGUACAUCACAAACGACCAAUGGUAAAACUACUCCAACAAAGAAGGAAACAACACAGAAGCCUACAUCUACCAAAUGUCCAACCACUCCAUCAACAUCACAAACGACCAAUGGUAAAACAACUCCAACAAAUAAGGAAACAACACGGAAGACUACUUCUACCAAAUGUCCAACCACUCCAUCAACAUCACAAAAGACCAAUGGUAAAACUACUCCAACAAAGAAGGAAACAACACGAAAGCCUACUUCUACCAAAUGUCCAACCACUCCAUCAACAUCACAAACGACCAAUGGUAAAACAACUCCAACAAAUAAGGAAACAACACAGAAGCCUACCUCUACCAAAUGUCCAACCACUCCAGCAACAUCACAAACGACCAAUGGUAAAACAACUCCAACAAAGAAGGUAACAACACAGAAGCCUACCUCUACCAAAUGUCCAACCACUCCGAGUACAUCACAAACUACCAAUGGUAAGACUACUCCAACAAAUAAGGUAACAACACAGAAGCCUACCUCUACCAAAUGUCCUACCGCUCCAACUACAUCACAAACGACGAAUGGUAAAACUACUCCAACAAAUAAGGAAACAACACGGAAGCCUACUUCUACCAAAUGUCCAACCACUCCAUCAACAUCACAAACGACCAAUGGUAAAACUACUCCAACAAAGAAGGAAACGACACGAAAGCCUACUUCUACCAAAUGUCCAACCACUCCAUCAACAUCGCAAACGACCAAUGGUAAAACAACUCCAACGAAUAAGGAAACAACACAGAAGCCUACCUCUACCAAAUGUCCAACCACUCCAGCAACAUCACAAACAACCAAUGGUAAAACAACUCCAACAAAGAAGGUAACAACACAGAAGCCUACCUCUACCAAAUGUCCUACCGCUCCAACUACAUCACAAACGACGAAUGAGCCGGAAACAACUAUGGAGCCUACCACUUCUGAUUAUUCCACCACUACGAAACUAACAACCCAAGAACAAACUACUCCAACAGAGCCGGAUACAACUCAGGAGCCUACAGAUUAUUCUACCACUACGAAACUAACAACCCAAGAACAAACUACUCCAACAGAGCCGGAUACAACUCAGGAAACAAACUACUCCAACAAAGCCGGAAACAACUAUGGAGCCAACCACUUCUGA